Messenger RNA from Neofelis nebulosa (Clouded leopard), 2819 nucleotides. It is a transcript of the gene TMPRSS4, whose product is annotated as transmembrane serine protease 4. NCBI's taxonomy places the organism in Eukaryota, Metazoa, Chordata, Mammalia, Carnivora, Felidae. The record is from RefSeq and is a predicted model, not a curated record. Gene Ontology annotation, molecular function: serine-type endopeptidase activity; protein binding. The transcript has 15 exons. Gene Ontology annotation, cellular component: membrane. Gene Ontology annotation, biological process: proteolysis. The coding region runs from base 471 to 1652 and encodes 393 amino acids.
GCUCUGGCCUGUAGAGAAAUAUGGAAGAUCGCAGAACCGGCAUGUGUUUACAGAACUACAACAUCGACUGAAGUAGACAAAUGGUGGACCAAAACAGCAGAGCAGAGAAUCGUCCUCAGAGACUCAGCAAUACAACAGCCCAACGGCCAGUCAUUUCUACAGUUGCCGACUAGUUGCUACAAUUAGUAAGCGAGUUGUACCAGGAUCCUGGCAGCGAACAACCCCUGAACAGCUUUGAUGUCACCCCUCUGCGCAAACCCCGCACUCCCCUGGAGACCUUCAAAAAGGUGGGAGUCCCCAUCAUCGCAGCACUGCUGAGCCUGGCGACCAUCAUCAUCAUGGCUGUCCUCACAUAAUACCCUCCAGUUCCAUCCAUGUGGUUGCAAAUGGCAGGAUUUCAUUCUUUCUCAUCGCCAAGUAGUAUUCCAUUGUAUAUAUAAACCUCAUCUUCUUUAUCUGUUCAUCAGCUGAUGGAUCAGUGUCUUCCCUUACAACUCAAGGUGAUUCUGGACAAAUACUACUUCCUGUGCGGGCAGCCUCUCCACUUCAUCUCAAGGAAGCAGGUGUGUGACGGCCAGCAGGACUGUGCCUCAGGGGAGGAUGAGCAGCUCUGUGUCAAGAACUUCCCCGAUGGGUCCCCGGUGACAGUCCGCCUCUCCAGGGACCGAUCCACUCUGCAGGUGCUAGACCCGGCCACAAGAAGCUGGGUCUCUGCCUGUUUCGACAACUUCACAGAAGCUCUGGCCAAGAUAGCCUGUGGGCAGAUGGGCUAUGACAGCAAACCCGCCUUCAAAGCUGUGAGGAUUGGCCCAGACCAAGAUCUGGAUGUUGUUGGAAUCACAGAGAACAGCCAGGAGCUUCAGGUGCGAAACCUAAGUGGGCCCUGUCUCUCAGGCUCCCUGGUCUCCUUGCACUGUCUUGCCUGCGGGGAGAGCCUGAAGUCCCCUCGGGUGGUGGGCGGGGAGGCGGCCUCUGUGGAUUCUUGGCCUUGGCAGGUCAGCAUCCAGUACAACAAACAACACAUCUGUGGAGGGAGCAUCCUGGACCCCCACUGGAUCCUCACCGCAGCCCACUGCUUCAGGAAGCAUCUCGAUGUACCCAACUGGAAGGUGAGGGCUGGCUCAGACAAACUGGGCAACUUCCCAUCCCUGCCUGUGGCCGACAUCUUCGUCAUUGAGCUCAACACCACGUACCCCAAAGAGAAGGACAUUGCCCUCGUGAAGCUGCAGUCCCCGCUCACGUUCUCUGGCACAGUCAGGCCCAUCUGCCUGCCCUUCUUUGAUGAGGAGCUCCCUCCAGCCACCCCACUCUGGGUCAUUGGAUGGGGCUUUACGGAGCAGGAUGGAGGAAAGAUGUCUGACACGUUGCUGCAGGCCUCAGUGCAGCUAAUCGACCACGCUCGGUGCAACGCAGAGGACGCCUACCAGGGGGAGGUGACCGAGAAGAUGCUGUGCGCAGGCAUUCUGGAGGGCGGCGUGGACACCUGCCAGGGUGACAGCGGUGGGCCCCUGAUGUAUCACUCUGACCUGUGGCAAGUGGUGGGCAUCGUGAGCUGGGGCCAUGGCUGUGGGGGUCCAAGUACCCCGGGAGUAUACACCAAGGUCACAAGCUAUCUCGACUGGAUCUACAGCGUCCGGAAGUCUACACUAUGAUGCUUCCGCCCCUCCGUACUGCUGGGAGCUCCUUCCCCCCUGUCCUGCCUCCCUGGGGAUCCCCCAGAAGUCAGACGGAGCAAGAGCCCCCUCGGGCGCACCUCUCUGCCCACAGCCUCAGCAUUUCUUGGUGCAGCAAAGGGCCUCCAUUCCUGUCAGAGACCUCACAGGCCACAGGCCCCCAGAAGAAAGUCAGCAGCCCCAGCCCGGCCACCCCUGGGGCUCCAGGCAUCCCAAGGAGAAAGACUGAACAGGCCAGCCUUCCCGCCAAGGUCUCAGAAGGCAUUGCUAAGCCAAGAAAUUCUCCUCCUCUACUGAACGGAAGUAGGCUCUCUGGUGAGAGCCCAGAUCACCAAGGGCUGGAGCGGAAGGAGGAGAGGUGUGAGCCAGCCCUCCCCUCCUCCACCCCUCCCCAAGCACACUCAGAGCAAGAAACCAAAUGUAACGUAAGAUGCACUGUCCUGCUGUUGACACAACUAACGUUACUGUUGUCAUUGUUAGCCCCGUGGCUGCUGCUAUUCAAAAGGCCUGUGAAGCCUUUGACACAGGCUGACUGGGCUGCGUGGUAAGAACUGAGCGAGGACUACUGCACCCCUACUGCAUCAUCCUUGGGCCUGGGCAGGGAAAGGUCCUGGGGAGCCCAGUGAUUCUCAAAGAAGGAGAAAGGAGACCCGAGACUGGAGCUGCUGAGUGAGGGCAACAAUGAACUUGCGGACUGGGGAAGCCAGGGUGAGCACGGCUCCUUCCCACACAAGGCCGUCUCCCACUGCCCUCCUCCUGUUUCUCCUGCCUGCCCUACCCAGCCAUGGGCCAGAGAUAACACCUAGGAUUUGGGAGGGAGGUAAUUUAGGCAUUCAAGGCUGAAGUCAAUCAUGGCUCCCCCAGUGGCUGCAAAGAGGUACUGCACCUCUGAGUCCUGCCUGGAGAGCCCAGGGCGUGGUUGCUUGCGACCAGAACUCAAAACCCAGAGCCAGGGCUCACAAUCAAAGAUCAGCCAAGAUUUAUCAAAAAGAAAACCCCAUGAGGGACGCCCGGGGGGCUCAAUCGGUCUGCAGCCUAGGUCAAGAUCUCACCGUUCCUCAAGGUCGAGCCCUGCAUCGACCUGUGCUGACAGCUCAGAGCACCUCCCCGAAUGGUGCUCUGUCUCUCUCUCUCAAAAAUACACAU